Messenger RNA from Mytilinidion resinicola, 1385 nucleotides. RefSeq lists its product as uncharacterized. NCBI's taxonomy places the organism in Eukaryota, Fungi, Ascomycota, Dothideomycetes, Mytilinidiales, Mytilinidiaceae. The record is from RefSeq and is a predicted model, not a curated record. Gene Ontology annotation, molecular function: ubiquitin binding; endopeptidase activator activity; proteasome binding. Bases 46 to 1257 code for a protein of 403 amino acids. Gene Ontology annotation, biological process: ubiquitin-dependent protein catabolic process. Gene Ontology annotation, cellular component: proteasome regulatory particle, lid subcomplex; nucleus; cytoplasm. The transcript is spliced from 4 exons.
ACUCACUUCAACCACCACAACAACAACCAUUUCUCGCACUGCAACAUGUCGAUCCAGCCUCUUAUCACGUUCAAGGCCGGGAAGUGUGAUCUAACUCCUGGCACCCCUCCAAGAAUCAAGCCCGACGACACCCCCGGCUUCAUAUACCUUUACAUCGGCGAUGAACUUGUUCACUUCUGCUGGCGGCCGCGGUCAGCGUCUGCUUCUGAUCCCGAGCUUGACCUUCUCAUGAUCCCCGGUGAUGGAUCGUUCCUACCAUACACUGGUCCGGAUGGCGGCGCAGAUUCGGAUAACCUCAAGUCCCCAACAAACGGCCGUAUUUUCGUCCUGAAGUUCUCGUCAAGCUCCCAACGACACCUCUUCUGGCUACAAUCCAAACCCCAACACCCCAAUGGCGAUCCGAGCUGGUUCAGCGAGCGUGACCAGAAAUUGGGCCAGGUAGUAGAUAUGCUGCUGAGCGGCGAGGAGGUUGACGUUCAAGAAGAACUGCGAGAACUCCAGAAUCGGCAGGGUCCAGGCCGACCGGACGACGAUGACGAGACCAUGGAGGACGUGGAAGGUACUGAUCAAGGCCAAUCGCACCACCGACAAGGAAGCGGUGGAGCUGGCCCUGGAGCUACUGGUGGCGAUGUCCGAGAAGAAGGCGAAGAGUCUAGAGAAGGUGGUGCUGAUGGCGGUCGAGCUGAUUCUUCAGGUGCUGGAGCCAACGAUGCCUCUGCCAUCGUUCAGAACUUUCUCAAUUCGCUGAAAGGCGGAGCUGGCGCGAGUGGCUCCCAGCAGCAGCAAGGAAAGCCAUUCACAACGCUGCCCGACCUAUUACCAUCGACAACAACUAUCCCUGUCAUAGACCAAGCCGACCCUGCCUUCAUCGAUCGUCUUUGCUCACACCUACCGCCGAUGCUACUCCUACUCGCUCAGGAGAUCGACGAUCUUGAAGAAGUAGACCCUACGUCCGACACCGCGCAAGCUGCGAUCCAGGCUUUGAGCAUCGAUCAGAAGAAAGGCAUUCUUAAGCGUGUUCUACGCUCUCCGCAGCUACAUCAAAGCCUAGGUAGUGUGACUGUGGCGCUCCGCGAUGGCGGCUUGCCUACCGUAAGCGAAGCCUUGAAGAUCAAAGUAGCAAAUGGAGGAUACAUCAAGCACGGAGGUAUGCCGCUUGGAGCUGGUGAGGCUGUGGAAGCAUUCUUGGAGGGCGUAAAGAGCACGGUUCUGGAAGAAAAAGCGAAAGGUGACGAGGGUAAGAUGGAUACGGAUUAAACCAUGGUCAGCACGUAGAUAUGAAGGACAAAACAGGGUUCGUAACUCAGCACUCAGCAUGGCGUGGUGCAUACUCAAAGUUCUUGGAUAGAGUCUCUGAUGUUCGUCUUGCAAUCUCUAUGGUGUAC